AUGGACGAUCCAUCGGCUCUUUGCUUGGUUGCACUUGUGCGAAGCUUCUUUAUUGCUCAUUCGAAACUAGUACAAUUAGUGGAAGAGGACGAUGCGGAAGGAGGCGCUGGCGGAGUGUUUCGAGCUGAUAUUGAUGAUCCGGACGUUUCCAAUGCAAUUGGGAGUAGUGUUCGGCCAGAACUCAAAAUGUUGGCAAGAGUAAGAAUUGGACUUGCAGGAGUAUUUUAUGUUGGAGUACCCUAUCGAAGACAUCGAUCUUUGAGCCAGUUUGCGCAGAAUAUACUUCAUUCUGUGCCUUCAACUGGUUCGUACAGACUAAACCCUCAACUAACUUCUGUGUAA
Molecule: messenger RNA, 342 nt
Organism: Strongylus vulgaris
Lineage: Eukaryota; Metazoa; Nematoda; Chromadorea; Rhabditida; Strongylidae
Source: the annotation of a GenBank genome assembly